Molecule: messenger RNA, 6912 nt
Organism: Paramuricea clavata
Lineage: Eukaryota; Metazoa; Cnidaria; Anthozoa; Malacalcyonacea; Plexauridae
Source: the annotation of a GenBank genome assembly
AUGUCAACAGAAACAUUUUAUUUUGUUAACACUGUCGAAGAGGCUUAUAGGUUGAUUAGUGAUUAUGAGACGGAAAACACAAUCAAGUUUGCCUGCUACAAAUCAUCCAAACAAUUCGGAAAUACAGGUAAAAGUGCAUAAUUUUAUGUCAAAGUUUGGCCAGAUAUUAUAUAUUAAACUAUAAAUUCAAAUAAUUAGUAAUUACAGUAUCAGUGUGUGGUAUUAAAUAAAUGUAUUGUGUGAAAGUUGGUUCAACCAGACAUGUGUGAGCAUACCAGGUGCGGGGGAGGGCAGAGGUAGCCCCCCCCCCUAAAAAAAUUGUUGGUUAAACAAGGGCAGCUAGGCAAUUUUAAACCCACAAUUGGGCAAAAGGACAACCUUUUCUGGUUUCUGCGCUCCCAAUUUACACAAUAUACAUCACUUUUGCCCUUCCGGAGUGUCGAAGGGAGGAGGUAAAUUACUGACUGUUUGUUAAAUUAUUGGCUGGUGCAGGCAUGAGGUAGGGACAAUGACAAAAGCCAUGGGUUGUCUUCAGCAAUUGCUGAACAUGGUGGUUUGCUUAAUAUGGUAGCAGCAAAGGAAAAUAAAGAAUAAUCCGGUCACACGGGUCACACAGGUCAUGGGUCACCGGUCACACAGGCCAAGGGUCACAUAGGUCAAGGGUCACACAGGUCAAGGGUCGCUCAGGUAGUAGUUAAGUAAAUAUAAAAAGCUUUAUUGCAAAGUAAGUCUGACUAUUAGAACACAGGUAAUUGAAUUAACAGUAUCUUGUUGUUGAAAAAAAAAAGUUGUUGAAAAAAUAAUUAAUAAUUAGCAUUAUUAAUGUCUGUUAGCAUUCAAGUCAGGUGUGAACUACAAAGUACAUGUAGUAUAUUACUAGCAAGCACUGAAAAAGAUUCAGACUUAAGGAUUGAAAGCUGUGCACCAAUGAUGCACAAACUGCCAUAGGCGAACAAGGGGGAGGGGGGGGGGGUGACACCCCUCGGCAAUAAUUUUGAACAUCGAGCAAUAUUCAAUAUUUAGUUACAAUAUUGUAACGUUUGGAGACACUAAGCACAAUAUUUUAACGAAAAAGUUUGGCGGGGGGGGGGGGUAUGUUCAGCUGAGAUACCCCCCAAAUUUUGAACACCUGUACACCUAUGCAUACUGUAGCCUGUAGUGAUGUCUGUAGCCUGUAUACUGUACGGUACAGUACAGCUGAUGGUUUUUCAACAACUACAUCCUUUACCAUCAAUUUCUACAGAUUAUAAGGGGAAAACUCAUCGAGUGUUCUGGGAGGACACAAAAGAAAUUAAAGGACAAAGAAUUGAGUUUGAUGGCACCCCAUUCUUUUUACUUGGAACAAAGACUUACGACUGCCAGCAUGGUCAAGAUAGGAACGCUGCACUUAAAGCAAAACAGCAAGAAUUGCGUAGACAAAAACAGGUAAAGGCAAAUCUAAAUACAUGUUCUAUAUCUCACAAACACCCAUUCACUGUACUGAAUAUUCUAUACAGUAUAUGCAACAACAGACUUUUCACUGUCUCCCGGUUGUCCAGCUUAUCCUGAUUGCAAUAUUUAUUGUGAACAAAUAAACAAUGAAAUAAUUGCAAUUUAAAUAAGCAAAAAAGGUAAUUAAAUACAAUCAGUUGAGAAUAUUAACAUUGAUAUUACAUGUACUUCUUUGUUAUAAAUAAUUGAAAUCUUGUUUAGGACUGGGACCAUGGAGCAAUAGCCGCCACCAAGAACAGGCAGAUUAUUCAGCCAUCCAAGAAAAAAUGUUGCCCGGCACAGCUCAAGUUACGGGAGGUGCUAGUAUUUCCAGAGUUUAAGGUACAGUACAUGCAUCCUGUAAAAUAAAUUUAAAUCACUAUCAUGGAAAAAAUACAAAAGUUCUUUAAAAUUCUUGUAAUAAAAAUGAUAGAUUGACCAAGACUCAAAGAAAAGACGGCAGACUGCAUCAACCAAACUAAGAGUUGCCAUCCAAAAAGAUGACGUACAACUUGAAAGAAGAAUUUAUAUUGACUUUCCAAGCCUUUCUGACCAUGCCAAUCAUAUUACUGGAGAGGUAAACACUGCUGAGAAAUUGUCUACUAAAUUUGGCAAACAUGUUAAAAAUAAAAAAUACAAAGCAAUGGACACUCCGAAAACGGUUAACAUUUUGAUUCGACGUUUCGACUAGCUUGCAUCAUGAUGACUGCAAGCUAGUCGAAACGUCGAAUCAAAAUGUUAACCGUUUUCGGAGUGUCCAUUGUUUUGUAUUUUUUAAAAUUACUCAGUGGUAACCAUAACUUAUGUUAAAAAUAACUUUACCACUUGAUAAAUUUGAUUAGUCUCCCCCCUGGACAACACAGUAAUUUACCAUAAAUAUUAUCCAUGGUGUUCACUAUGACAAGAUCUGUAGUAAACUUGUACUGUACCUGGAAGGUUACAUUUUUUCUAUUGUAUACUAUAACAUGAAAGACAUGAUAAUGUUUGCAUAACUGUACAUCUGUUAAUGCAGCGAUCAACUCAAAUAGAAAUUACAUAUUCUACCUGUAUAGGCAUUUGGGAUUGCACAACCAGUUGAUGAGCGUAUAAUCAAGAAGAUAGAAGAACUUGUUGCAGAAGGUGUGAAAAACGUGAAUGAGAUGAAGAGACACAUUCGAGUCUUUGUAAAAAGCGAACUUUUUAAACACCAGCAAGUUCCGCCUUCAACCAACCGUCGAUUUCACCCCAAGACAUCCGACAUUAGAAACCACAUGUACCAGGCCACUGUGAGAAACAGAUUGUCAAAAAUUGAUCAAGAAAAUGUCGCAUCCAGCUUGGAAAAGUGGAAAAAGGAAAAUCCAGAGGAUAAUUUCUUCUUUAGGCCAUAUGAAUUUAAUCCAAAUGCUAAUGAUGGGGAGUUAGAUGAAGAGGAUUCUGAAGCGAAUGAAGAGGAGGAUAUUAUAAUUAGUGACCAAUCUUUGAAGCACUCCUUAUUAUUUGUACAUCAAUCAGCAUGGCAACGUCGACUACUUACUAAGUAUGGAAAUAAUUUGUGCCUGUUGGAUGCAACGUACAAAACAACGCAAUAUGCUUUACCAUUAUUCUUCUUGGCAGUGAAAACAAACGUCGAUUAUCAAGUUGUAGGAUGCUUUGUAACACAACAAGAAACAAUUGCUGCCAUUGCAGAGCCACUUGAAAUGCUGAAACAGUGGGCGCCAGAUUGGACACCAUCUUUCUUUAUGACUGAUGAUUGCGAGCAGGAGAUCAGAGCUUUAGAAGACACUUUUCCUGGUAAAGUAAAUUAAAUGUUAUUACUAGUGACAGCUAUAUAUAUAUAUAUAUAUGUAUAUAUAUAUGUAUAUAUAUAUACCGUACCAUAUUGUAUACUGUGUCGCUGCCAACUUAAUCUACCUCCAGCCACUAAAAUUCUAUACCCAUUUAAAAAUGUCCAAGUCUUUUCCCUUAACAAGUCAAAAUUGUCUCGCAUUAGUCAGAGUAUAAAUACUAAAUUAGGGCGAAUUGCAUGUUAAAUAAGACAAUUGUACAAUAAACACAGUAUGUCUGCUCCUUCCAAAUAAAACAUGUAUUUAUUGGCACCAUUUCGUUCUAGGAUCUUUUGUUUUUCUAUGUGACUUUCAUCGGGAACAGGCGUGGGAGAGAUGGGUUUCAAAAGCAGACAAUGAAGUGGCGCACUGCCGUGAGGAACUGCUGUCGAAACUGCGAAACAUUGCGCAAGCUGAAACAGAAGACGAAUACCAAGAAAGGGUGAAUGUCCUAAAAAAAUCAGCAGUAUGGAAGGAAAAUAAAAAGUUGCAAAAGUGGUUUGACAAUUACUGGCUGGCUGAAAAAAAGGUUGGUAUAUUCAAAGUAAUUUACUAUUACUUAUUAAAGACCAUGUCAAGUCUGUAAUGUAAACAGAGGAUUUGUUUACAUUUUGAACUGCUAUAUUUGUAAUAUAAGACAUACUAACUGACAGGGAUGGAUCCAAGCAUCUGGUAGGGGAGGGGGGUGCUCUGCCGCCGAGUUGGGUCGGUCAUGUUUGCCGCCCGCCCAUCAACUUGCUUCACUACUGCAAAGUCUUGCUUGACUACUGUAUUUGAAUUGUAAUUGUUGUUCACAGUUUGCUUAUCAUCAUGUUAUUACUCAAAUUACUGUAUCUCAUUUUGCCUCUGAUAAUUUUUUGCUUUAUCAUGAAAAAUAGCAACCCCCCCCCUGGCUAGUGCUAGGGGGGGGGGUGUGUGCACACCCCCCCAGUAAAUCCAUCCCUGCUAACUGAAUAUCUAACACUUUUCUGGUUCGCAAUUGUAAAUGAAUAUAAACUAGGGUACAUUUCAAUUCAAAAAAGUUCGAAAGAUGCAAAAUUUGGGCAAUGUUUAUAUCCGUGGGUCCCCAUUUGUUAUGAGCAGAACUGAUGCGCAGAACGGACUUGACAUGGUCUUUAAGGAGUACCUGUACCUAAGAAAAGAAGUUUCCAAUUUGCCACAAGUGAGCGCUAUUAAUAAUAAUUACCUUUUAAUUAAUUUGUUAUUCUAGCGCUGGGUUUGGGUAUAUCGAAAAGAUUGUAUUUAUGGAAUUACGACAACAAAUGGAGUCGAAAGACAGAACAGGGAGCUGAAGCAUCAGUAUCUAGCUACACAUCGAGACAAAACUCUGAGUGGAUUGUUAAGUGUGAUUUUAUCAGAGUUUUUACCAGACAGUUAUUCAAGGUACUGUACCACUACCAGCAAUGAAUUUCUAACUAAUCUGCUAAUUCUUACACUGCAAAAAGUUGGGAAUUGCUGUUUACAUGCAAUCUCUAUCGGACCCCCUAUGGCCAAAAUAAAAAUCAAGUGGUGAUGAAUUUCUAUUAGAACUGAAGUACAGAAGGGCAUUUUAUCUCAAUUAUACAAUCAAACCAACGCAAUAUCUCCUUUUAACACCUUACUCUUUAGAUAUGUGGAAAAGAAUGUCAGAGCGCACUCGCUUUAUCGUGGAUACAGCCAAGACAUCCCAUCAUAUUUGCAUGAUCGCCCACACCAGGUUGUCAAACAUUGUAUGGCAAAGAAACAUUUAGCAGAAGAAUUUUACCUUAAGCAAGUGCUUCACCAGAGCGAUGAUGGCAUGUUUAAAGUUCAGAGUUCUACACAAACAAACGUCUGGUACACAGUCAGAUUUGAUACACCUAGUUGCAGCUGUAUGUCAUACCAGCAUGACCAUUUACCCUGUAAACAUUUCUUUGCUGUUUUCAAGAAUUACCCUGAAUGGGGAUGGGAGAAGCUUCCUUUGAGGUAUAUAUCUUCACCAACCCUAACAUUAGAUGAAAAUGUCAUCCCUAAGCAAAGUAUUAGUCAUGUGGUCAUCACUGAAGCGAAUGUUGAUGUUGACAGUACAACUGUAGAAGCUACCAGCACAGCUUCCCAGUCACCACCUCAGUGUGAGAGCACCACUUUGCAACCAGUUCCCGACAAACUAAUGCCAACAAGAAAACGUGCCCACAGACAUAUUGGCAGUGAAUGCAGAGAGAUUCUUCAUGAGAUCAAAUCUAUGACAUACCUUGUGAGUGAUUAUGAUAAAUUGUCUGUCUUAAAGAAAGACUUCAUUGAACUUCAUAACAAAGUGAGUGAAGCUUGUCAAUCAGAUAGUGGUAUUUUGCUAGAGUUAUCAACAGAGAAUGAGCCAAAGCAGAAAAGGAGAAAAAUCACCUGCCAGAGAAAACUAAAGAAAAAAGAUGGUCCAACUCACAGCAAAAUUCCUAAGGAGGAAUCCAAAAAACACAAGUAUUCGGGGAGAGUGGGUGCAAAAGCUUCCAUGAUGAGGAAGCUUUACAAAGCAAAAAAGUGUCCUGUUAAUGUGGUUGACCUGGCCAAGAAAAAAAAGAAUGUGAUUGUAGCUAAAAGUAAGCUGCCAGCAAGUGUGAAAAAUGGUUCAACACAGAAUAAGACAGUGACGACAAGUAUUCCACAACAAACAUGCAAAGUAGAUGUAACCUCAUCACAUCAAAGGAUCAAUACCUCUCUAUCCUCCAAUACAACAACAGCAAUGCAAGUUCCCGAGUGGGGUGGAUCACUAGAUAUCAACCUCAGAAAGAUAUAUCUGGAGAACACUUGUCCAAUUGACAACUGGCUUGUGAUAACAUAUGUCAUCUUGCAACUGUAUCCACUUAUUUAUGAAAGGCUAAGCAACAUGAUUGCUUCCCCUGGAGCUAAAUUGAUGCUGAGAUUGUAUCAACUAUACAAGGAGAAAAAGUUUAAUGCAGCAAAGUGGUAUUUAGCCCAGUUAAACAACCUACCUGCACGUACAACCAAGGAAGGGGCAGUUGUGGAUUUUUUUGGAAAUGAACACAAUCGGUUUGUGAGGCACCUUGGCUCUUUAUUCAGGCACACAUCUGUUAGUAGAUGUUCCCAUGAAAAUUGCCCACACAAGAUGUUGAAGACUGAUAGCUCAUCAAAUCCAGCUAUCGUACAAAUUUCUGGAACAAGUAGUAGCGUUCAACAUAGUGUGAUGAAUGAAAUUAAAAGCUGGUUGGAGAGUGAAUUCAAAAGUCAAUGUCUUCUGAAGUGCACAGGUAGCAUUCCAGAGGAAGCUGAUAUUUCCAUUAUGGAAGGUUCAUCAAAGUAAGUGUUACAACAUGUAGAAAUUAAAUGACUGUAAAUCAUUCUAGCACAUGCACAGUGUUAAGACUCACUCAGAACAUCAACAACCACUAUGUUCUUGUGAUAAAAAGGCAGACAUUUUCCAUCAACCCACUAGCUAAAUAUAUAAAUUAUUUAUUAUACUGCAAAUUAUGUAAUUUCUAGGGAUGCUGUGCCACUUUGUAUUGGAGAGAGACAACACAAUGGCCGAGACUUUGCUGAAGGACCUCCCCUAGUGCUGCCAGUCGACAUAGAUUUGUUGGCAAAAGAUGGUGUUGUGAAAGGUCUUCAGGAUGUGCCUCAUGUAAUUAAAGGAAAGAAUUAUAGGUGUGCAUGGUGUUGUUUUUAUUAA